Molecule: messenger RNA, 4663 nt
Organism: Paramisgurnus dabryanus
Lineage: Eukaryota; Metazoa; Chordata; Actinopteri; Cypriniformes; Cobitidae
Source: RefSeq, a predicted model, not a curated record
UGCUGAAUGCAUGGAAAGUGCUCAGUCAUGAUCGGUAACGCGAGAGUAGGUGAUGAAGUUUGUACGUGACAAAGCGCGCAGAUAAACACACCUGCUGCGGUAUCACCUGACACCCAUUCUUUUCCAUCAUCAGCAUCAUAAUCAACAUCCUCGCUGUUUGUACGCGCGACCAUGGGACGCUACAGCGGAAAAACAUGUCGCCUGAUUUUUAUGCUCGUCAUCACCGUCAUCUUCUUCGUGGCAGAGAUUGUGGCGGGAUACGUGGGCAACUCCAUCGCGCUGGUAUCUGACUCUUUUAACAUGCUGUCGGACAUUCUGUCACUGUGCGUCGGGCUGACGGCGACGCGGGUGGCGCGUCGCGCCGGCUCUGGUCGCAGCACGUACGGGCUCGGGCGGGCGGAGGUGGUCGGCGCGUUGGCAAACGCGGUGUUCUUGGCCGCGCUCUGUUUUUCCAUCUCAAUGGAGGCGUUGAAGAGGCUCGCGCGCCCCGAGGCCAUCGAUGACCCGUUGCUGGUGCUGAUCGUGGGCUCGUUGGGUCUAGCGGUGAAUCUGGUGGGUCUGGUGAUCUUCCAGGACUGCCGCUGGCUGUGCGCAAAGCGAGAGAAAGACGCGCCGGAGAAGAAAAGCCCGGAUGCAGAGGAAGCAGGCAGCCUGGCUGACCAAACCCCUUCUAAUGAUGAGGAGAAGUCUGGAAACGAUGGACCUCCUCUUAACAUAAGAGGUGUCUUGCUUCACGUGUUAAACGAUGCCCUGGGCUCAGUCGUGGUGGUUGUGGCUUCAGCUUUGUUCUAUGUGAGGCCCCUGGGGCCCGAUACCCCGUGUAACUGGCAGUGUUAUGUGGAUCCGAGUCUAACGCUCAUUAUGGUGGCCAUCAUUAUGUCAUCAGCCGUUCCACUGGUUAAAGAAACCACAGAAAUUCUGCUUCAGAUGUGCCCGGCUGACCUGCCUCUGACCGCUGUCUUGCAGAACAUUUGCAAAAUCACCAGAGUUGUGAGUAUUCACGAUGUCCAUGUGUGGGAGUUGACCAAAGGACGUAAUGUGGCUACCCUGCAUGUAAAAGUCUCUACUGACCACCACGAUCCGUCCUGGGGAACAAACGGUAUAUUGAAACUUCACACAGAGAUUCUCGAAAUCUUCCAUCGUGCUGGAGUUCACAGUGUGACCGUUCAGUUUGAGCCCAUUGAAGGAGAGCAGGACGGAGGGCAUUGCAGCGCCCCCUGUCUGUCCCCAGCCUGCAUGAAACUUUCCUGCUGUCCUGCCGGAGCCUCCUCUGUGUCUGUUUUUCACGGAAGGCCAUCCUCACCCUCUGGGGAUGAAGUUGUUGACAUGCUAGACGGUAGCAACGCCCUGUUGAGAGAGAAAGAGAGCAAACAUAUACCAGUCACAUGCUCUGAGAGCACUAAAUUUUAGCCCUAAAGUUUUGUUUCCUUAGCACCAUUACACUGGAUUCUUACCCCCUUACUGAAUCCUGAUUGGUUCUGAGAAACAGACCUAUAAUGUUUCAUAGAAAAAGAGAUUAAAUUCUGUAUUUAUUAACUGAGACACUUUGUCUGAUGUACUUCGGACUUAAAAUCUCAUGGGUGACUCUCACCACUCUUUAACCUCCCUGAGAUUGAUUCUCAAUUAUGACUCUAGGUCAUUUUUCUUAGCUAGUACUCUACAACAAAGGCUAAUAGUUUGAAUGCGAUAUUCAAAAGGGUGUAAAAUUUGUCAACAGCACGUCUGGGUCAUAAAGCCAUAUUGUAAAUAUUGAAUUAUGAUUUGCUUAUGUAAAAUUAAGUCUUUUAUUAGAGUUAUUAAAACCUAUAUUCUUAAACUGUGACAAGCAUAUUGCCUAUUGAAAUUUUAAAAUAUUUUUUCAUAGAAAGUAUAUUUUUUCCUUUUAUUUUAAAAUGGAAUGUGGGACCCGGGCAUGAUUAUGUAAGAUUCAGCUUAUGCAGUGUUUUCAUGUUUAUAAUGAUUUUUCUUUCUUUUCUAUCAAACUUGAUCAUUUACUGAUGAUUCAAGGAACAAUUUAUGGAUAACUUAAUGAAUUCAACAUAUUUUGUAAAACCUAUUAGAACAAGCUGGUUAAAUCUCAUAACAGCCUCUAUGAAUGAGACAAAUUGAUAUCAAGGGCCGUUUCUCAAUCCAAAGGCUGCAGCCUCCAGAGGUCACGGUGGUUGGAUAUGUCAUCAAGAUUGGUUUAUUUAAUUUAACUGAGCAUUACUUUCACGAGUCAUAUAUAUUACAACAAUUUACGAUUAUCUAAGAAUAACAGUCAACUUUAUAACUGAUGAUGUAUGCAGCCAGUGCCGCUGCUAGCCAUUUUGGUGCCCUAAGCAUAAUUCCUUUAUAAUGCCCCCCACCCCGACCCUGAGAAAAAAAAACUUUUGUUUUGCCAGUUUAAUAUUUUAUUACCAAACAUAUAACUUAAUAGCAGAAAGUAAAAUCUUCACAGCUUUAGCCAACACACACUACACAUUUGAAAGUGCAAACUUUUAUAGAAUAGCAAAAUAGAAAAAAAUUACCAAACUUAAAUUAUUAAAAUAAUCCAUUAUUGUAAAUUACUUUAAAUAAAUUACAUUAAAUAAACAUCAAUAAGUAAUCAAGAACACUCAAUAUUCUUAAAAAAAGAUUCAGAGAACUAAGCGUCACAGUAAUGUUUGCUUCAUAUCAUAUAUCACAACGUUUUAUAUUUAUAUAUAUUUAAGAGUCAUGAAUUGUAAGCCUACCAUGUGCAAUGACUGCUAACGUUAACUUUUACUGAGAAAGUAUUAACCACCGUCACGUCAAAAUAAACCACAAAAUAAACUACUGCUCAAUAUCUAAAGAAACGUAGUAAAGAAAGUAACAGCUGCGUCAGUUAUUUGUAAAAUGCAUAUGCAAAGGUAAUGUUUUACAGUAAAAUCUCAAUUUAGCUUGCACUGAAGUUAUAAAUUAUAACAACAUAACGUUAGUUUGCUAAACAUUAUUGUCAGCACAUCAAGUUCAAGGCGCAUUACGAUUAGCAGCAGCUGCAGCCCAUGCACAUUUCCCUUAUUUAGGAAUGAUUAAACAUGAUGGACUUACCUGCAAGUGAUGCACAGGAAUCAUCCCGCAGUUUCUUAUUUUUUCUUUUUCCGAUCCUGACUCCUGCUGUCUUAUCGGGGACGUUUCGCAUCCAAAAGUUAAAAAAUGUGUCCUUCAGAGGAUGCAGCCUUUGGAGUGAGAAAGGUCUAAGAUAUGAUAAAAUUUGAUAAAGCCCAAAAAUUUAAAUACUAGAAUUGUCAAAAAUCGAAGGGGCUUGGGUUUGACAUGUUUGGAACUUAUAAAGAAAUGUACUGUGGUAAAUCAUUAAAUGAUGGGUCAUAGUCAUUUUGGCAGUUAUCUGUCAGAAAAAAGUUUCUACUGAAGGUUUUUGUAAUAUAAGAAUCAACCCUGACAGAAAAAGACGUUUUCUCAUACAAAGAGAAUUAUCGGUUGCAAACAUCAUCUUCUAAGAUGUGCAACAAAACACUUCAGUAAUUGAAGUUCAGUUUUAAUGUCCCUUUUAAAAUGUAGACAGUACAUCAAAUUUGAAACAUAGUCUCAGUGUAUGUCUUCAACAAAUCAAAUAAUGUUUGUAUGUGUGCAGGUGUUUGUGUGAGCUGUGUUAGAGCUUGAUAUGUGCUGCUUUUUAGAAAAAUAUAAAAAUUACGUUGUUGUGGUCAAAAAUAUAUUUUUAUAUUUAUUCAACAUUGCUUUACUGUGUAUGUGAGCAAACCAGAGAAACUUUGGGAAGGAACCUCUUAGUUCCCUUUCAUAACGCAUAUAACAGAUUUAAAGUCGGACAUAAACUGCUGCCAUGUUGUACUCACAUAAAUACAUAAACAACAGAGCAUUGCCCCAUGGUGGCAAACCUCAGUAACAAUAUUCAAGUUGAUAGACAUGCAUAAUAUUUUAAUAUAAGUAUUCACACAUAUUUUACUUAUCCUUUAGCCGUCCUUAAGGUGUAUGACAUUCUUUCAUUCUUAAAAAGUAAUUCAUACAGUUAUUAAAUGUCUUCAGAGGUGACAGGAUGGGUUUUUGUAACGUUGAGUCAGAGGUCAUCCUUUUGCUUCACCUAAACUGUGUUCUAAAUUAGGUUACAGUCAUAAUUAAUAACACCUGUUGUUUCACCUUAAAAUAAUUUAAUAAGCUUUUUGAUUCGUUUUGAUGGAUUGGCUUUUUGCCGAUUUAAAUAUGGGGCACUAUGCAAAGCCAUUAUAAAGCUGAAAAUUCCUAGGAUAUUAUUUAAUAUGACUUAGACUGUGUUUGUCUGUAAGAAGAAAGUCAAAUAUAUCUAGGAUGGUUUGAGAGUGAAUGAAAUAUAAAAAAUAAUUUCAUUGUUGAUGUGAACUCUUUCUUUAAGAUAGAUACACCAAUUUUUAACAUCUCUUGCAGUAGACAUUGUAACAGACAUACAUUUUUUUUUGCAGUCGUACAAGUUCAAAAGAUUGGGAGUGAUGCUCCUUCUGUAUGGAUAGUCUUACACCAAUUGUAGAUUUAUGAAAUACAUCUUUGGGGCUCCCUUUUGGAAAUGAAACGUCACAGGCGAGUGGGACUGCUUUCUCUGGAUAGGUCUGAUGCAGACCUUCACAACCUGGAUGUUGGAAUAAAAGUGCACCCCUGACCUGUGUUUUCUGCUAUAACUCAGGACUGGUUUGUAGUAGAGGCUUGAAAC